Orussus abietinus is the source of this 2163-nucleotide messenger RNA. RefSeq names its product protein PTCD3 homolog, mitochondrial. Gene Ontology annotation, biological process: mitochondrial translation. Gene Ontology annotation, molecular function: rRNA binding; protein binding; ribosomal small subunit binding. The transcript has 10 exons. Lineage: Eukaryota; Metazoa; Arthropoda; Insecta; Hymenoptera; Orussidae. Gene Ontology annotation, cellular component: mitochondrion. Bases 91 to 2064 code for a protein of 657 amino acids. The record is from RefSeq and is a predicted model, not a curated record.
AAAAUAACCUCUUUCGGCGUCGUACAUACACAUACACUGUUAUGGAUUGCGGUAACUGAAGAAUUGAAUUUUUGCAAUAACACUAUAAAAAUGAAUUUGCUAAACGGGUGGUUGAUCAAUAGGAAUGCGGUGUUCCGUAUGAUCGUACGAUUGCAAUCAACGGCUACAUCCACUUCUGCUUCACCGAACCCAGAGAUUGUGAUUCCACACAAAAAAGAAAGAGGACCGACUGAUAUUUUAAGAGCCUUAUCACACACGAUUUCACAUGAUUCAACGGCUGCUCAUUAUAAGUUUCACGAUGAUCCAUACUUUACACCCUUAUCAAUUAAUUCAAAACGUAGAUACGCUCUAGCAAAAGAAUCAGGUAGAAAAGCUGCUAUGUGGAUUCUUCAAGAGCAUGCUGAUCUUUUUCAACAUAGAUUAUCAGAACCUAAAAUAGAGGCAUUUGCUCCACGAGCUGUUUAUGACAAUAAAAAUGAUGCUACAGAAGAUGCUUUACUAAGUGCAAUAAAUCAUGGAAGAGUCACCGAUGCGAUUAAGAUUUAUGAAUUAUUAGAAGGGGAAAUAUCAACAACGGGUAAACAGGCUCUUCUAGAAUUACUUUGUUUUUAUAACUCAACAGACCCACAAAGUAAUGAGUUACAUGAGGAACGUUGGUUUCAAUAUGCACAGAAAAAUGUAGUUCUCUGGAAGGACAACGAAAUAAUACAACAAUUAUUUACAUUUUUAAAAAGACAGGAAGAAACACGUGCACUCGCUUACAAUACUUUGAUUUCUGGGACCGCCAAAUAUCUUCAGGUUAUGACAACAUGGGAUUUAUAUGCAGAGUGCAAAGAAAAAAAUAUCCCUUUGAGUAUCACCACUUACAAUUAUUUAAUAGCAACGAUACCAAACUUUAAAUAUAUUAUGGAAGAGCGAAAAGAGCUACUUUGGGAAAUGUUAAAAGAAAUUAAUACAAAUGGAAUUAAACCUAAUGUUAGAACAUUGAAUGCCGCUUUAAAAGUUGUUACUGCUGCAUCAACUACAUAUUCACAGAAACUAUCCAAGGACCUUGUCAGAAAGCUAUUAACAGAGUUUAAAAAUAUUGGUAUUAAGCCAAGUUUAGCAUCCUACUAUUACGUUCUACAAGCGUUCUACCAACCUAAGGGAACUAUAAGCAACAUCUUAGUAGAAAUUAUAAAAGAAGCAAGAACGCAAGACUUGACUCCACAAGAUCCGCAAGAUAUCUUAUUUUUUUCAACUGCAAUGAAAGUGGCAAAGGAAUAUUUCCAAGAUCGAAGUAUUACUGCAUCGAUACAUGACUUGCUAAUGAAAGAUGACAAUUACAAUUUUAUUGGAAAUGCUGGAAUGGAGGGCUCUUACUAUCGUAAUUACAUGAACUCAUUGCUGGUAACAGAAACAUUUGAACGAUUCAUGGAGAUAUACAAUACAUUGGUGCCAACUAUUUACAUCCCAGAGUCAUCUGUUUUUACUAAUAUAUUGAAUGCAGUUCAGAGUAACUCACCAGACAUUGGACAAUCAUUGAUACCAUUAUUAUGGUCCCAUAUGGUGAUGUUUAAUUUUCUUGACAGGGACACUUUAGUACUUCAGAUAUUAAGACUGAUGAGUGUUGAAUGUCGUCCCGAAAAAACAUCUCCACUGAACCAACAAUUUGCUGAAAUUGCUUGGACUGUUUGGACAUACUUUCAGGAAAAAAAUUCGAAACUAUUGCAAACCAUAAAUUGGCCUAUCGCAGUGUUUGCAUGUGUAACUCAACUUUUAAUACGUGGGGAUCAGUUUGAAAAGAUGAUAGAGCUAAUAGCCUAUGUGACAACGGAAGAGAGCAUUACAACAGGUACUUUACCAGACGAUGCUUUCGAAGAGAUGCUUCUUACCUGUAUCAACGAAGGGUACAUAAAGGAGUGUUUCCUCUUAUUGGAAUAUGCAGUUAAAGUGGGAUAUGAUAACACAAAUAUGCUCGCAAAGAAAAUCUGUCAUACGUUACCAUUAAACUCGACAGAGAAAAAUAAGUUAAUUAAUUGGUUCGGGAAAGAUAUAUUUGAGAUUUCACACACACUUAUUUAAUAAACUGUGAUUGCUUCUUUGUACAUACAUACAUAGAGAUUUAUUUAAUACUUCGCAUGUCAGUGACCCAACAUUAAAUAUCUCUGAGUAAUCCGAUAA